AUGUCCUGCAGCACUCUGCUGCCUCUGGCGCUUUCAUAUGAUCACCUUCCACAGCAGAGGCAUGUUGACACAGCAGUCAAAGAAGAGCUGGAAAAGAUAAUGCAACUGAAGGAGAUCCACUUAACCUGUGAGACAUCCCAGCAGGGAGAAAAAUCCUCUGUGCCUGCAGUCACAUCUGCAAGGUUUUCAACAUACAGGCAACCGAGUACCCACAGCUUGAAGAAAGGAGAUGAAGUGGUGCAGAAGGACCUGCUGCAGCAGCUGUCUGUACUGUCGGUGGUGGAGCUGCAGAAAGUCAACUGGUGUCUCAGCCAGAAGGUUCUGCAGGACUUCCCACCUAUCCCCCCAGACUGGCUGGGGUCUUCCAAAGCUUCCCACACUGUCAAAACCAAGGUGAGGUGCUACCAGGAGGAGGGAGCAAAGAAGAUUCUGACUGAGAUCCUGAGACUGAUGAAACCACACUCCUACGAAUGCAGGUUCCACAUUGUGGCUCCACCAAUUAACAGUCAAGCUCCAAAAGCUGAUUUUGAUCCUGACUUUGUCAGAACUCAUCGACGGGAGCUGAUCAGCAGGAUGCAGUGUCCCAUAGAUGUCCUGAAUGUUUUGAAGUACCGCCAGAUCCUGAACGCUGCAAACAAAGAGGUCAUCAGCAUCUUUGCGGGUCUUAAAAACAAGAACCGGGCUCUGGUGGAUCUUGUGCUGAGCAUGGGAGAAGAAGCCCAGAACAUUUUCUGCCAGGCUCUGAGCCAAUCGGAGCCUUUCCUGUUUCAUGACCUGGAUCAUCAUCCAAUCAGUGACAAGAAAUCUCCCCUUGCAGAGAUGAUUGAGUUCCUGGUUUCAGACGAGCUUAGAGCUUUCCAGUGGUUGAUCAGCUGUGACCUGUCUGAAGAUUAUCAUCAGCUACAGCAAGCAGACAGGCAGACCACGCAGAAUGUCUUGGAACAACACUUAGGACCUGAACGGGCCGCAGAUUUAGCCCAGAGUAUCCUGAGGAAGAUUGUCCCGCUGCACAGUCUCGAUGUGGAAAGUCAAUCACAACUGUCUGACACCUGGACUCAAAGCAGAGAAGAGAUGAACGCUGAUGCAACAGUGAUUGAGAUUACACCUGAUGUUCAUGAGAAUGGCACCAUGUUCAGGCUACGCCAUCUGCAGGCUGCUGUGAUUCGCUGCAGUGUGACCGAUUUGAUGUUGGAGGGCGGCGGUGACGUCAUCUACCAGAUAGUUCCCUGGGACAUGGACUUCCUGUCCUCCAAAGGCCUGAGACCAGCUGGACCGCUGUUCAGGUUCACUCUGCUGACAGGACACUUCCACCAACUCCACCUGCCUCACUGCCAGCUGAGUCCAGGUGGUGGUCAGUGCUCUCUGUCUGUAGCACAUGUGACUGAGGACUGUGUUGACUUCAUCCCUCCUGUGAAUGUGACUGAUCAUCAUGUGGUCGUUGGCAUCUCCAGCUUCUCCUGCCUCGGUUUGGUGACCGAAGAGGCCUGUGAUGCUCCAAUCAGAGGGCGGGUGCUGCUGUUCUCAGAGCUGUCUGAUAAUCCAAAGGUGGACUCCUCGGUGUACGUUCUGCUGCAGCCCAACAACAUUCCCAUCAGUGAGGUGAGAAGUGAAUGGAGGAAACGGAACAAGGCAGAAUACAUGGAAUCUGCCUGUGAAUGUGAGCUGAUCCCAUAUCAGACGUACAGUCUGAGUGGACAGCCUGUCAAACUCAUCCAGCCUGAGCACUCAAAGUUUCUGAACUUCUCAGACUACAACAAUUUCUUUCCGUCAUUCGAGGUGCACGUAGCAACAGAGGUGAACAAAGUCAAGCUGCAGCUGACAACUAAAAAACCUGCUCACAGUUUGAUGGGCUGGUUGUUCAACUUCGGAGAGACAGAGGUGUGGAAGCGCUUGAUCCAGAUCCACAGAAAAGCAGGUCUUCCAUCGGCCUGUGCAGCAGAGAUGUCUGAGGUGAAGGAUCAGCUUUUCAAAAUACUGACAAGUCUCCUGUCUGAUGGUUUCGAAGAAUUCAAGAAGUUCCUGAGCCAUCGCGACGAUCCCAUCCCUCGAUGCCAUUUGGAAGCGGCCGACAGGAUGACAACGGUGGAGCUGAUGGUGCAGAAGUACCUCCCUGAUGGGGCUAAGGACAUCACUGUAGAGAUCCUGGAGAAGAUGAACAUGAAUCAUCUGGCACAGAACCUGAGGAACUGCUGA
Molecule: messenger RNA, 2193 nt
Organism: Sphaeramia orbicularis (orbiculate cardinalfish)
Lineage: Eukaryota; Metazoa; Chordata; Actinopteri; Kurtiformes; Apogonidae
Exons: 12
Coding region: 1-2193 (730 amino acids)
Biological process (GO): regulation of apoptotic process
Source: RefSeq, a predicted model, not a curated record